Molecule: messenger RNA, 1444 nt
Organism: Nestor notabilis (Kea)
Lineage: Eukaryota; Metazoa; Chordata; Aves; Psittaciformes; Psittacidae
Gene: MLKL
Product: mixed lineage kinase domain-like
Exons: 10
Biological process (GO): cell surface receptor signaling pathway; protein phosphorylation
Molecular function (GO): ATP binding; protein kinase activity
Source: RefSeq, a predicted model, not a curated record
AUGGACAUCGUGGAGAGGAUCCUCUCUGUGGCCCAGGCCAUCCAUGCCCAAUUCGAGCAGGUGAAGUGCUGCAAGCACCAGUGCCAGCACCUCAUGGAGCGCAUCCAGAUCCUGCUGGAGUCCGUGAGAAUCCUCAAGGCUCAGCCACCAAAGCACAUCUCCUGCCAUGAAGAGGAACUGCUGAAGAAGCUGCUGGGGGCACUGGGGGAAGCCCAGAGGCUGGUGAUAAAAUACAACCAGACCAGCUGGAUCCAGAAGUUCCUGAGAGCCCGCAGCACUGGCGAGGAGUUUGUCUGGGUGAAUGAGAGCCUGGAGGACAUCACCCAGGGGCUCUCACUGCUGUUGCAGGCAGAGCAGAAACAGGCUUUCCUGGAGGCUUUUCAGGCAAAGACAUGACGCAGGCAGGAUGCUGAGGACCUGAGGGAUGAUAAGGCUUUCUUGGACCAGGUGAUAGCAAAUAAGUGUACUGAGGAGCCCGAAGACAUGACCAGGAAGAUCUACGCUGACAGGCAAUGUAUGGAGAGCAAGGUGGACUGGUUGCAAAGUGAGCUGAACAAAAUCGUGCGUGUGAUGGACUGCUUGAAGAAGGUCAAUGUUGGUAAAAGAGAAGACAUCACUGAGAUCAAGCGGGAUCACCUCACCUUCUACAAGCAACUGUAGGACACUGAGAGUUACAACCUCUACAAAGGCGAGUACCUCAAGUACCCCGUUGCCAUCAAAACCUUCAAGAGGCCAUUGACCACCGACACAGCGAAGGUGAGAGACAUCUUUGAGAAGGAGAUUCAGACCCUGAAGAAGUUUGAGUCUCCAAACAUCCUGCGUAUGUACAGGAUCUGCAUUGAAGAGAAGGAUGGGAGCCCCUGCUUCUCCAUCGUCAUGGAGUACUGCAAACACGGGACACUGCGGGAUGUGCUGACAAAGCAACGGCAUCUCUCCUGGGACAUGCGCAUUCAGAUGGCUCUGGGAGCCACCAGAGGCCUUUACAGGUUGCACCAGACAGAGAAGAAGUCCCGACUCCAUGGCUGCAUCUGCAGUAGCAAGUUCCUGGUGGCCGGGGAUUACUGUGUGAAGCUCUCAGGAUUUGAGCUGUGUGAAACAGAGUCAACCAUCAAGAGGAAAGCCAAGAAUAACUGGAAACAAGUCUCUAUGUUGGCUUAUAUCGCUCCUGAGAACCUGAAGGACACGAACUACCCCUGCAGGAGGCCCUGUGAAAUACACAGCUUCGGUAUAGUGCUGGGGGAAAUUGCGACCUCCAAAAUCCCAUUUGAAGGCUGCACUCCCCAGGAGAUCAUGGAGAAAAUCUGAAACCACCAAUACCAGGAACCUGUGGGGGACGAUUGUCCUGAAGACCUGCAGAAAGUCGUUGACCAGUGCCGAGCCUUUGACCCUUCCCAGCGCCCUUCUGCUGAGAAGAUUGUGGAUGCUCUGUCUGAUCUGGAAAGAA